AUGUUGAAUAAGAAAAUAAUUUAUUUAUUUGGGUAUGAAAAAGGGGCUUCCACAACUCCCACACCACACCCCUCAACCCCACCAGCACUUGUAAGACUAUUAUUACAGGUCGUGUAAUUGUCAACUAACUACAACACAAACAAUUCCAAACCCCAUUCCUUCUUCCCCCGCGGUAGAAAUUACAACACACUUAGCAGCCAUGACUAUUCAGAAAUUCCACGAUUCCACCGGAAAGAUGACUCGGUUCUACCGGAAAAUCAUCCACGUCAACAUCCGGUGGAGCAUCGUUGAGAAAUUCACCGUUCUCCGGCGGUUCUUCCGGAUUAUCUGGGAGAGAAUUCUCGUGUGCUCCGUCAGGAUGCCUAAUGCUGGAUACCGCCGACUCUCCACAACAUCAAACUCUUCUUCUUCUUCUUCAAUGGAGGCUACGGAUUCCGGCUUCGGAAACAGCGAUGACCACGGCGCUACGACGUCGUCUAGCGGCGGCUACGACAGCGACUCCGAUUUAGUCUCCUUGAAGAUCAGUAUAUUGGGCGAUUGCGAGAUUGGGAAGACUACUUUUGUGAUUAAGUAUGUUGGAGACGAAGAAGAGAAGAAAAGUUUGCGGAUGAAGGGGCUAAAUUUAAUGGAUAAAACACUGCAUAUUAGAGGUGCAAGGAUUGCUUUCAGAAUAUGGGAUGUUGGAGGUGAUGGCAAGUCCUUACACCAAGUUCCAAUUGCUUGUAAAGAUGCUGUAGCUAUUCUGCUCAUGUUUGAUCUUACCAGUAGAUGCACUCUAAACAGUAUGAUUGGCUGGUACAGUGAAGCAAGAAAGUGGAAUCAGACUGCAAUUCCAAUAAUGAUUGGGACCAAGUUUGAUAAUUUUGUCCAACUUCCGCCGGAUAUCCAAAGGACCGUCGUAACUCAGGCACGGGUAUAUGCGAAGGCUAUGAAAGCGACGCUCUUCUUUUCAAGCUCAACACAUAACAUCAACGUAAACAAGAUCUUCAAGUUUAUCAUGGCUAAGCUUUUCAACUUGCCUUGGACUCUUCAGAGAAAUUUGACAAUUGGUGAACCCAUUAUUGACUUUUAAUUUUCUCCUAUUUUUCUUAAAGAUAUAGUAAAUUUGACCUGUAUAUAUAUAGAUAUAAAUUUUGCCUUACGUGGAAUCUGUAAUUGCAUAUAACUUGUCUUUGCAAGCUGCUAACACGGCCCAGAAAUGUAGUCCUUCGAGACAGUUAAUUUUUUUAUUUUUUUUAUCGUUUUGGGGAAUCGUACUAGAAGGAAAUUUCUUUACCACCAA
Messenger RNA from Salvia miltiorrhiza (redroot sage), 1282 nucleotides. Its product is annotated as septum-promoting GTP-binding protein 1-like. The coding region runs from base 200 to 1072 and encodes 290 amino acids. Gene Ontology annotation, molecular function: GTP binding; GTPase activity. The record is from RefSeq and is a predicted model, not a curated record. Lineage: Eukaryota; Viridiplantae; Streptophyta; Magnoliopsida; Lamiales; Lamiaceae. The transcript has 6 exons.